AUGGCUGCCGUUUCCUCCACCACCGUCCUCGUCGGUGCCCGUGGCAUCGUGGCCAACCGCCGCACCGUGUCUGCGCGCUCCACCCGCGUCGCGUCCACCGGUCGCAAGGGUGAGUUACAGUCCCAAACCUCAGAUUCGAACCGCCGACCGUCCCGCCGAUUUCCAUCGCGCUUCACGCGCGAUCCCACCCUCGGGUCGAAGCCAAGUCAACCCGUGAGACUGACGUUCCGCUCCGUCAUCCCCCAUCCGAAAACAGCCAUCAUCGUCACCGCCAUGGCCCGCGAGACCGACCCCAAGAAGCGCGUCGUGAUCACCGGCAUGGGCCUCGUGUCCUGCUUCGGCAACGACUACGACAAGUUCUACGACAAGCUCCUCGCGGGAACCUCGGGGGUCAAGAUGAUCGACCGCUUCGACACCGCCGACUUCCCCACCAAGUUCGCCGCGCAGAUCACCGACUUUGACAACGAGGGCAUCGUCGACAAGAAGAACGCGCGCCGCAUGGACGACUGCCUCCAGUACGCGCUCGUCUCUGGCAACAAGGCGCUGAUGGACGCGGGCCUCACCGACGACGUCAUCGAGGGCAUGGACAAGACCAAGAUUGGCGUCCUCGCGGGCUCCGGCAUGGGCGGCCUGACCGUCUUCCAGGACGGCGUCAAGGCCCUCGUCGAGAAGGGACCCAAGAAGAUCACCCCGUUCUUCAUCCCCUACGCCAUCACCAACAUGGGCGGCGCCCUCCUCGCCAUCGAGAAGGGGUUCAUGGGACCCAACUACUCCAUCUCCACCGCGUGCGCCACCGCCAACUACGCCUUCCACUCCGCCGCCAACCACAUCCGCAAGGGUGAGGCCGACAUCAUGAUCGCGGGCGGUGUCGAGGCGCCCAUCAUCCCCGUGGGUCUCGGCGGCUUCGUCGCCUGCCGAGCGCUCUCCUCCAACAACGACAACUUCGCCGCCGCGUCCAGGCCUUGGGACAAGAACCGCGACGGUUUCGUCAUGGGCGAGGGCGCCGGUCUCCUCGUCCUGGAGUCCCUCGAGUCUGCGCUCAAGCGCGGCGCUCGCAUCCACGCCGAGUACCUCGGCGGCGCCAUCACCUGCGACGCGCACCACAUGACCGAUCCCCGCCCCGACGGCUCGGGCGUCGGCUUGUGCAUCGAGAAGGCUGUCGAGGACGCCGGCAUCGACAUCAAGGAGAUCAACUACAUCAACGCGCACGCCACCUCCACCCUGGUCGGUGACGUCGCCGAGAUCAACGCCGUGAAGAAGGCCUUCAAGGGCGACCUCACCGGCGUCAAGAUGAACGGCACGAAGUCCAUGGUCGGCCACUGCCUCGGCGCGGCGGCUGGCGUGGAGGCGGUGGCCACCAUCAUGGCCAUCAAGACCGGCUGGGUGCACCCCACCAUCAACCAGGAAGACCCCAUCGACGAGGUCGAGGGUAUCGACACCGUGCCCAACGUCAAGGCGGAGCACAAGAUCUCCGCCGCCAUUAGCAACUCUUUCGGUUUCGGCGGUCACAACUCCUGCUGCAUCUUCGGACCCUACGAGGCGUAA
Micromonas commoda is the source of this 1545-nucleotide messenger RNA. RefSeq lists its product with no specific name. Lineage: Eukaryota; Viridiplantae; Chlorophyta; Mamiellophyceae; Mamiellales; Mamiellaceae. Gene Ontology annotation, biological process: fatty acid biosynthetic process. The record is from RefSeq and is a predicted model, not a curated record. The transcript has 2 exons. Bases 1 to 1545 code for a protein of 514 amino acids. Gene Ontology annotation, molecular function: 3-oxoacyl-[acyl-carrier-protein] synthase activity.